Molecule: messenger RNA, 1757 nt
Organism: Misgurnus anguillicaudatus (oriental weatherfish)
Lineage: Eukaryota; Metazoa; Chordata; Actinopteri; Cypriniformes; Cobitidae
Gene: urod
Product: uroporphyrinogen decarboxylase
Biological process (GO): heme biosynthetic process
Cellular component (GO): cytosol
Molecular function (GO): uroporphyrinogen decarboxylase activity
Source: RefSeq, a predicted model, not a curated record
GGACAAACUUGACUCAAACGAGUCAAGAUGCGUUUCUGAUAUCGUCAGUUGUCAUGUGACCAUAUCAAGAUGGCCGCGCCCUUGAGUUUGGAGGCGUGGCGUUAUAUAUAUUUUGCUGCAGUGUUAUACAGUGUUGUACAGUUCAAGUUAGGUUUUCAUUCAAGCUUUCCUCUCCGUUGAACCCCCCGGACAACAAUGGAAAAGGACAAUCUUAUUCUUCCCAAAGAUUUCCCGGAGCUGAAAAAUGACACAUUCCUGAGAGCCGCACGAGGAGAAGAGGUGGAGCACAUUCCUGUGUGGUGUAUGAGACAGGCUGGACGCUAUCUGCCGGAAUUCCGAGAAUCCAGGGCUGGAAAAGAUUUCUUUGAGACAUGCCGUUCCCCUGAAGCUUGUUGUGAACUUACUCUACAGCCUCUCCGACGAUUCCCAUUUGAUGCAGCCAUUAUCUUCUCUGACAUCCUGGUAGUGCCUCAGGCUAUGGGAAUGGAUGUUGAAAUGACUUCAGGAAAGGGCCCCACAUUCCCAGAACCACUGAAGGAGCCUGAAGAUCUACAGAGACUUAGGAGCAAAGUGGACGUGUCAUCAGAACUCAACUAUGUUUUUAAAGCCAUCACGUUAACGCGCCACAGAAUAGAGGGAAAGGUUCCUCUCAUUGGCUUUACAGGAGCCCCUUGGACUCUAAUGUCCUACAUGAUUGAAGGAGGAGGAUCCACCACACACUCAAAAGCUAAACGCUGGCUAUACAGAUACCCAGAAGCCAGCCACAAACUCCUGAGCCAGAUCACAGAUGUAAUAGUGGAGUAUCUUCUAGGACAGGUGAAAGCUGGAGCUCAGGCACUGCAGGUUUUCGAGUCUCAUGCUGGUUGUUUGGGCCCAAUAGAGUUUAAAGAGUUUUCUCUGCCAUACCUGAGAGACAUUGCCCGCCGUGUUAAGGACAAGAUCAAACAAUCUGGUUUGAACAGUGUGCCUAUGAUUGUUUUUGCUAAAGAUGGCCAUUAUGGGCUUGAGGACCUCUCUGAGUCUGGUUAUGAAGUAGUGGGUCUAGACUGGACCAUUGAUCCUCAUUCAGCACGUGUGAAAACUGGAGGAAAAGUUAGUUUGCAAGGCAACAUGGAUCCCUGCGCUCUUUAUGCCACAAAGGAGCGUAUAUCAGAGAUCGUGAGGAAGAUGCUGGAGGGCUUUGGCAUGAAGGGCUACAUCGCUAAUCUGGGUCAUGGGCUGUACCCUGACAUGGACCCAGAAAACGUUGGGGCAUUUGUGGAGGCCGUUCACACCCAUUCUCGCCAGCUCCUGAAACGCAAAUAAGACAUGACUCUGCAUUUCUCCAAUACAAGAACUAAAGCAGAAAUAACCAAUGAAUGACUGCGUCUGAUUCAUUUCAGUUAUUCUAUAGGCCAUCAGUUUUACCUAAAUCAGUUGUACUUUUAUAAUGGCUUCACAACGAUUCAUCUGAUCUUUAAUUAAAUUUACAUUUACAUGCAUUUGGCAAACGCAAGGAUAAUUAAAUCCUUGCUCUAAACAUGUCGUAGCCAGAUUGAUGCGUUUUCAUUAGAGCUGAUGCACUGAAGAAUGUGAAAUAAGUGAUGGUGGAUAAAAUCUGAUUGAAAAUGGAGCACUAUAUGAGUUUAAUACAUUAUCAUAGUAACAUCUGGACUGAGAUACACUGGAAUUAUGACUGACUCAAAUGAACCUUUGUGUACAUAUCAAUGUAUGUUUUAUAUAAAGUAAAAUAAAGGGUGUUUCUUUUAAGACAGUUA